CUAGUGCUAUGGCCUCCCGCGGGGGUCCCCGCGCCGCCGGCACCGAUGGCAGCGACUUCCAGCACCGGGAGCGCGUGGCCUCGCACUACCAGAUGAGCGUGGCCCUCAAGUCGGAGAUCAAGAAGCUGAUCUACAUGCACGUGGGCAUCUGGCUGCUGCUGCUGGCCCAGAUGUGCGUGGGGCACCUCAAACUGCUGCCCCACGACCAGGUGGCUAUGCCCUACCAGUGGGAAUACCCCUACCUGCUCAGCAUCCUGCCCUCGCUCCUGGGCCUCCUCUCCUUCCCCCGCAACAACAUCAGCUACCUGGUGCUCUCCAUGAUCAGCACUGGCCUCUUCUCCGUGGCUCCCCUUAUCUACGGGGCCAUGGAGAUGUUCCCCAUGGCGCAGCAGCUCUACCGUCACGGCAAAGCUUACCGCUUCAUCUUCGGCUUCUCGGCCGUCUCCGUCAUGUACCUGGUGGUGGUGGUGGCCGCCCAGGUGCACGGCUGGCAGCUCUACUACAGCAAGAAGCUGCUGGACUCCUGGUUCACCAGCACGCAGGAGAAGAAGAAGAAAUGAGUGGGGAUGGGUGGGCUCUGUGAGGGCUGGAGCUCCGCAGCCAGGCCCCGUGGGGCAGCGCUGGCGCAGCUCUGGUGGGUGGGGGCCCACGGGGACCAACGUGCGUGUCUGAGCCAUGCCACGGCUCUGUACUCACAUGCGGGGGGUGGGGACCCCCUGGUUUGGGGUGGCCCCUGGGGCGCGGAGGGUCCCUGGGG
Messenger RNA from Gavia stellata (red-throated loon), 757 nucleotides. RefSeq names its product jagunal homolog 1 (gene JAGN1). Gene Ontology annotation, cellular component: endoplasmic reticulum membrane. The record is from RefSeq and is a predicted model, not a curated record. The coding region runs from base 9 to 560 and encodes 183 amino acids. NCBI's taxonomy places the organism in Eukaryota, Metazoa, Chordata, Aves, Gaviiformes, Gaviidae. Gene Ontology annotation, biological process: vesicle-mediated transport; endoplasmic reticulum organization; granulocyte colony-stimulating factor signaling pathway. The transcript is spliced from 2 exons.